CGCGCCGAGAACUUCCGGGAACUAUCUGAACUGAAUUUCGGACUUCCGUUGUCGCGAUCUAUUCGUAUUGACUUGCUCAUUCAGAGUUUGAACACUCUGGGCCUCUAUACGGUGCAAGGCCCAUGUGAGUUAUCUCUCUGUAUCAGAUCACCCACGGCAGCUGCGAGCCUCCACCGCCUGCUCCACCUGCCGCUCACAGAGAGCCACCGACAGAGGGGGUUCACCGACACCGGCCGACGGGGGUUUCAGCUUGCAGCCGGUGACGCACUGUGUGAGCUCACCGAGCCAGUACGCACAGAGAGGGAGGGAGGGAGGUAGAGACGGGAACCUCGUGAACCGGCCUUUGUGGUUUUCAUCCAUCUCCACGCGUCAGUUUGUGUUUUUGGACAUCGCAACUGCCGCAGACGAUGCUCGCCCCUCAACGCUGGUUGUAACCGUCUUCAUUCACCAAACCGAUCAUAUGAACAUAGAAGAAUACAUUGAAGAAGAUGAGGAACCACCUUUGCUGCUCAGCUCUUGUCCUUCUCACGCUGUUUGGCUGUGGUGGGACUGCAGCAGUGCAGUGUCGGUGGGGGGAAGAGUGUGCGUGUCUGCACUGCCCCGCAGGAGAGGAGCCUUCCAAGGCUUGUGGGCAGGUCCAAAGUCCAACGGAGGGAGUGCGAUGUCGACUGUGCCCGACCGCAACCUUUUCAGACGCAUUCAACUCUGAACCUUGCCAUCCACAUGCCUCCUGCAAGGCCCUCGGCCGAAAGGCUGUAACCCCUGGCACUGCGACCACAGAUGCCAUCUGUGGAGACUGUCUGCCUGGGUUUUAUUCCUCUGCCCCAGAGGAAGUUUCCAGCCAAGGUCCCUGUGUGAAAACACUUUUGCAUGUCAGGACAGUUCGCACGGUGGGUAAAGGUCCAUCCGCUGGUGCAGGUGAACCAAUCAACGGCACAGUGGUUCGCAGCCCCGAGGAGAAGACAGCAGAGUACGCCGUUUUCGCUCUGGUGCCCGUCUUCUGCGUGAUGGGCCUGCUGGGCAUCCUUAUCUGCAACAUCCUGAAGAAGAAGGGAUACCGCUGCACAGCCGACAAGGAGGGAGGGGACGAAGAGGCCGCCACACCACAGAAAGAAGGUAGCAUCUGUCCCUACAUAUCUGACGACCUGAAUGAAGACACUAUCAGCGUCCUGGUUCGCCUCAUCACUGAAAAGAAAGAAAAUGCUGCUGCACUCGAGGAACUGCUGCUGGAGUACGAGAGCAAACAGAUGGCCUUGAGCAAAGGCUCCUCAAUCAAGUUUCCCAUGCUGUCUCCGUUCCGCUCCCUCCCCAGACUCUGCCCCCAUCAGUCCCACCUCCACACCAUCUCUGGCCUCUCCGGCCUGGCCCCCAAACACGGAUACCGCUGCACCCGCUGUGCUCAGAGGAAAUGGCCCCCUGUUCUCAUACCUCCUCUGGAUUCCUUCAAAGAUCCCCUGAAGCCCCCGCAGACCCUCAUCCUGCCCUCCCUGGACACGUCCACCGACCAGCAGAAGAGCCCCCUGCUGGGGGGAGUGUGUGUCGACACCCACCAUACACAAAGUGCUGUGCCAAAUGCUGUACAAGAAAAUGUAGAAGGGACUGAAGUGAGGGAGAAGAAGGAAGGAGAGCUGACAGUUUUGUCUGUGGGGAGAUUUCAAGUUGCUCAGAUUCCUGAGCAGAAGCCUGUCACCAUGGAGACCAAGACUUCAUCCCAGGAGCAGAGAAACUCCUUGUUUGUUGGGAAGCGCUUCUCCUCCUCUUCAUCAUCCGGCAUCUGGAGAUGAAGAGACAGAGAGAGGCUGAACGGUGAUGCUACCUCACUGAAGAUGACCUCAUCAUCUGCUGAUGACUUCACAGCAGGGAGGGGGGGGGUGCUUUUUAUGCAACCGACACCAAGAAACUACAAGAACCACCUCCUGCUGGAAGAAGUUGUAUCUAUUUAUGCAAUAAGAGGAACAUAAAUGUAUUUAUUACUACAUAGAAAACAUUGUACUUGACAGAGGUAACAGACGAUAGGAGUUCAACUGAAGCUGCUUCACUGUCCUCGUCCAGAGAGAAAAGGCUUGGUGGAUGCACACAGUGAAAAAAAGAUUCAAUUCUUGUGUGGUUUUAAAACGAACAAUUAGCGAAGGCUGACACUAGAAGGAAGGCCGAGAGGAAAGAAAGGACGUUUGCAUGAUAAAUAAAGGCAGUCUCAGUCCCCGUAUUUGCACUUCAAUGAAAAAAAAAAAUGGAACCAGGUCUAAAACACACACAUGACACACUCUACAAAGAGACAAACACAUCUACAUGAACUUACUCUGACACUGUGGAUUUCAUACAAGAAACUCAAACAGCAGUGAAGCUAGAACAAACUCUCAUUCAGAGGAAAACAUCGAGCCAAGCUGUCUGCAACCAAGUACUGUGUGAACUAAGAGUAUGGAGGUUUUCAUGAGUAACAGAACUAUAGUAGCAGAUAUGGCUCGUUUGAAAUGAAAACCUAUAUGAUUUUCGUUCAUCUGACACGUGGUUGCAGACGACAGUAUUAUGAAGAAGAGACGUAGUAAAAAUUCAAUAUGAUUUUGAUGUUUUAAUUAAGUUCAGUGAUCUGGCUUAUUUUGCUUCUGCUCACAUAGAAACUGUAGGUGAGUUAAGCUAAAGUUUAAGGUUUCAACCUUGAGGAUGUUGAAUGUAGAGUGAACAAAAGGAGCCCACUGAGUUCACUCGGACUUACUGAAACCACAGAGAGUUUGAAAACCAUUCAUUCAACAAUGUACAUCAAUCCACAGUCAGCAUUCAUGAUAUCGUUUGUAACUUUUAAGACUCUUAGAUCCAAGUAUGUGAUCAGGAGCCAAUUUUUGUUUUAGUGCCCCCCCCCCCGAUAUCGCACCACAGCGUUUGUAAUGACGCUGCAUCCCAGUGACGGUUACAGUUGGUGAUUGCCUUUUGGUCCUGGGGUUAAAUAAAAGAAGACAUGUAAGUAAAUCUCAGUUUUGUAGAAUAGAACAUGUAAAUUGAUGUACAUAUGUAAAUAUGGAGAAACGGACCAUACCUGGCUUUUUUUAAUUUUAGCUGCACAGCAUCAGUGAGGGACAUUUGUAAACUCCUCAGACACCAUCAUGCAUAUUAAGAUGAAUUACUGGUUGACAUUAACAUGUUGCAUCUCUCUUUUUUUAGUCAUUGGCUGUGACAAUUAAGUGAAACUGUUGUGGUUUUUGGCUCCAUUCAUUUUAAACCCUUAAAGUCCUUCACACACACACACACAUACACACACACAUGCAGUACACAACCUCUCAAGUAAUCUCCAUAACUACAAGAUACAACUCCCACAUAAAUACACACACACAUAAUUAUUUUUUAUAGUUUCAUUAAAUAAACCAACCAGUGGCUGCAGAGGAUUAGUGGUCGAGAUGCCUCAAAGUCUCACAGCUCUUGGCUUUAGUUCACUUCCUCAUGGGUUUUUAAAGAGUGUACUAUAAUCAUAGAGGGGUUUUUAGCUACUCAUUUUCAUAUUAUCUCAUUAUGUUGUUAUGAGAAACAUGACAAUGUGUCUGAAGGACUGGGUAUUUAUUGGCUCAUGUUACAGCUCCAUGUUUUUAUUUGAUCUUUAAAAAAAUUAUUAAAAAUAUACAUUCUUAUUUCUGUUAGGAUUUUUAUUAAAUGUCUUCAAGCUGAAGUGUUGCUGGCGAGUAGGAAGGACACAAAGCAUUUCAUCAACUUUUUUGGGGGCGUUUAUAUAAUAUUAUAUUAUUCUGUAUGAUGUUUUUACUCUUGAAAUAAAGAAGGGAUGUAUUUUA
Scophthalmus maximus (turbot) is the source of this 3776-nucleotide messenger RNA. RefSeq names its product RELT TNF receptor (gene relt). The record is from RefSeq and is a predicted model, not a curated record. Bases 489 to 1784 code for a protein of 431 amino acids. The transcript is spliced from 11 exons. Lineage: Eukaryota; Metazoa; Chordata; Actinopteri; Pleuronectiformes; Scophthalmidae. Gene Ontology annotation, molecular function: protein binding. Gene Ontology annotation, biological process: apoptotic process.